Messenger RNA from Podarcis lilfordi (Lilford's wall lizard), 24854 nucleotides. Lineage: Eukaryota; Metazoa; Chordata; Lepidosauria; Squamata; Lacertidae. The record is from the annotation of a GenBank genome assembly.
AUGAAAACUUACCAGGUACUUGGUGUUCCUUCUGAAGUGGUGGAGCUAAAACGUCCACCUUCAUUUUUUCAUUCAUGAGAAAGAUCCGAAGGCCUAGACAACAAUCAAGCUUUUGUCUUGGACUCCUUUUCUAGAAAAUAAACCAUUUCCCUGGGAUGUUGGAAAUCUGUAGGAAGGAUCUUCUGGCCAGGAACAUGGGCAGGAUGCUAAAGCUUUUUCCGAAGGAAUUUAACUUCUUUCCCAGGACCUGGUGUCUUCCUGCUGAGUGAGUCUUUCCUAAAUCAUUUUCCAUCUUGGCUUGCUUCCCCUCAUCAUCACAGAGAUUGAGGAAUCCGGGUGGACACAGAGUGGAGAAGCAAAGUCUGAAGGGGGGGGCGGAACUUUUGCACAAAUGGUUUUUAAAAACCGUUUUAUCAGGUCAUGUCUGGUAAAAUGCCACCACCACACUAAGAGCACAUUUCCGCUUGUGCCAUGCCUAGAAAGUGGUUUUCCCCUUACCUCACUCCAUUCCAAGGGAAACCCCGCUCUUUAGCUAUUGAUCGGAAGAAAUGGAAAUCUGAAGAAAACCUAAAUUGCCAUUUGCUCUGACUGAGCACCAAAGAGCCGAUUCCCCUGGGUGGUGGGGAAGCAGUGGAACAAGAGGAAGUGCAGAUAAGCCCUAUGCAGCGUAUCAUAAAUGAUUAUGUCUUGUGGAAAAGCUCUUCUGGACACUUUCCUGAGUGGGCUGUGUGUCUUGUCCAUGGGCCACUAUCUCCCUGCCCACCAGAUCAACUGGUGAGAAAAAUGGCACAACUUCUCUGUAAUUUGUAGGGGUGGAAUGUACCAAAUGAAUGCAUCUGAGCGUUCCUCAAACCUCCAUACAGACACUCUCGUAGGGUUAAAACCUUUUCCUACAGGCAGGGCUUUUUUCAGCUGGAACUCAGUUCUGGCACCUCUCAGGUGGGCACCAUUGGCAUUAUAAGAGAGCGAGGGAGGCGUUCAUAGUGAACUCCAGCACCGCUUUUCCUAGAAAAAUAGCACUGCUUAUAAGGAGAGGUGCCGCAGCCCCUAGCCAUUUUGAUUGGUCUUUUCUGCAUCUUUUUUCAUCUCUACAUUAUCGAUUUUCAGAUGCAGGCAUCAUUAUCUAUGUGGACUUAGGCCUGGGAACAAAUACAAUUCAAGGGUUGUAAUGAAAGAAUGAGGCAGCAGGAGAGGGCAAAUGCCCUUCAAAAAGAGGGAUACCAAAAGAUGGGACUUAAACCCCUUAUUUUAACUGCUGCCCAAUGUUACCAACAUUUUUUUCAGUCCUUGUCAACUCAGGAUCUGGAGAGAAAGCCUAGUUGCCAGACUCAGUUCUGAAAAAUGCAGCAUCCUUUCAGUGCCAUAUUUAGCAGGGUUAUAUUAUUAUAACAACAACAACAACAGUUACUACUACUACUUCUAAAGCAUGGUGCUGAUAAUAACAAGGUUGCAGGUUCGAUCCCCGAAAGGGACAGCUGCAUAUUCCCGCAUUGCAGAGAGUUGGACCAGAUGAUCCUCAGGGUCCUUCCCAACUCUGCAGUUCUAUAAUCCCUACUACUACUCAUAGCUGUCAACCUUCCCUUUUUUGUGGGGAAUUCCCUUAUUCCAGUGCCAUUUCCUGCUGCUUCCCCUGCUAUCCCGGAUUAUUAGAUAUCCCGUAGACUGUCCCCGGGACAGGUGAGGCUGCUGAUCCCUUAUUUUCAAAUCUGAAAGUUGACAGCUAUGCUACUACUGCUUAUAUUCAUAGAGGUACCUACUGAGUAGAUCCAUAAAAAAGCAAUAGUACCAAAAUGAAUCAUUGUGAAACUAAUAAAGAUGGGCGGGGGAGUAAACUUAAUCCUCGCCCAGGGGGCCAUAUUACCAAAGUCCACCCCGAUCCUUUAAUGCAGCCUUGCAAAAACAAUUAAAACAAGUGCCUAGUCCACAGCAAUUUGUUCACGACUCUCUUCUUCUUCCCCACAUCAAUAUCUAUAUUGCAAAAGUAAAAGAGGUCCAAAUUUUGUCAAAGGUUUCUUUUUCACUGGACGAGUAUCUCUUGCUAUAGAUGAGCAGGUGAAUGAUUAUUUGAGUCUCCUCUAAUGGGUCAAGAUCCUUGGUUUGACCUGCUGAAAGGAUGCUCUUUAGCUUUAGCCUGCAUGAUUAUCUCUGAACUGACAGUGUAUGUGAGAAGUGUGAACUUUCCCAUAGCUCAGUCAUUAAAUGUGGUUGCUGCAAGAUAUUGCUGGAGCUAUUGACUCCAUCUUGUUUUCCCUUUAACUAUCUGGUCAUCACUGGGGUUGGCGAGGAAUGGAAGGAUGAGGGGCCUGAAGGGAAGUGGUAGUGUGAAAGGCAGCAAAAGUUUCUUCUGGAUGUCUUGGGAGAGAAAACAAACAACCUUAGUUCUGGGGUGGUUUGUGAUGGUAUCAGGCCUAUUUCCCAUUACUAUCACUACUUUAGCUUGAACUAUUAUUAUGCCACUGUCUGGUACUACAUCAAACGAGAAUGUAUAUUUUGCUUUCCUCCUCACUGCUCUCAGCUAUGGAGAACUGCAAGCAUUUGGCAGGUCAAAAAAACACAAAACCUACAUCUGUAAGCCAGACUCUGGUUGUCAAGGCAGAGGCAUUUUUAUCACAAGAUCUGUGAAAGAUAUCAAACCUGGAGAGGAUAUGAUCUGCCAGCUCUAUAUCUCAAAGGUAACCCCUUUUAUUAGUCUUCGAAAUGGGCUGCCUGUGUUGCUUGUGUGUCCCUUUAGAUCAGGCACAAUUCUCAUCAUCCCUGACCAUUCAGCAUGCUGGCUGAUGGGAGUGAUGGCAGUCCAGCAACAUCGGAAGGAAACAGGUUCCUCAUCCCUGCUCUAGUCAUUGGUUGCUGCAAUACUGAAGAUGUUUGUAGUGUACAAUUUCAGGGAAGUGCCAAUCCAUCGAAAAUAAUGUUGAUCAGUGAACCAACUCUGAGAGAAGGAGUUGUUUUGAAAGGGUCCUAACAUCCAGCACCUAGAGAGAGCAGCUGCAUGCUAUCAGGGUGAAAGACGCUAAGAGGGGGACUGAGACUGGGGGGAGAUUUGGCAAUGGGAGUGCUCAAGGGGGGGGGGCUGAAGAAAGGGGAAUACAUAGGCAACACACUUAAAAGCAGGAGUCUUGGCGAAAGUGGGAUAAGGCAAAGAGACUGUGAUGGGAUGACUUUUUAUUCUAGAAUCCAUGGAAUACUUGAUUUUUCUAUAUAGUCCCCACACUAUCCAGAUCUAUUGCAUAUUUUCGCCCCUGAAAAGUGCUUAUUGUAGAUUGGUUCUGCAUUACCCAGAAGUGUGUCUAAUUGAAAAUGGAUGUAAGUGGUCCCAGCAAUGGUGGGUGCAUCCACACCUGCCCAAUGAUGUUGUGGGUGCAUAUAUAGCAAGAUCGCAAUCGCUACCUCCUUUUUCAUUCAGCCAGGGCAUGAUUCCUUUUCUCUAGAGCUCCCGAUAGCAGGAUUAGGUCUAAUGGCCUGAAGUUGCAGGGGGCAUGAUCAUUGGGGUUAACCAUUGGGGGUUAGUUUUGGUUUGGGGAGAAAAGAGGUAAAUAAAAAGAGAAUUUUAUGGAUGGCAAGAUCCAGAUUUGGGACAAGUACUCUUUGGUGAGAGAACCCCAGCAGAGGUUUAAAAUAUACAGCAAAGUGUGGAAAUACAGGAUGUUAGCCCAGGCUUCCUCAACCUCGGCCCUCCAGAUGCUUUGAGACUACAAUUCCCAUCAUCCCUGACCACUGGUCCUGCUAGCUAGGGAUCAUGGGAGUUGUAGACCAAAAACAUCUGGAGGGCUGAGGUUGAGGAAGCCUGUGUUAGACCUUUAAAACAGUCAGAGCAGUUUAAUAAUGGAGCCAGUUACCAGGGGGUAAUUCGUCUCUUCAAGCAGAGGCUGGACAACCAUCAGCUGAGGUUAUUGUAGGUUUUCUUCAUCAAGAAGUAGGGGGUUGGACUAGAUUGCCUACAAGGCCCCCUCCAACUCUGCUUAUUAGCACAAACAUUUCCUAAUGGUUCCCAGAAAAAGGUCAGAUGUGAACCUCCAGAGAAGGGAGUUCUAGAGUUCGACUAAAGCUGUGCCUCUAUUUGUAACAUUCUGGUGUGAACAUGGAACAAGGGUGGGGUUGAAUCAGUCAAUGCACACAGUUGGAAUCUCUGUGAAAGAGAGAAACUCAAGCCAUUUUGGCAUCCACGGGUUAAAUGCAACAUGUGAAUUAGUACCCAGAAGGCUUUAGGAAGCCAGUGAACCUACCCACCCCCCAGCCCAAUACACUAGUAUAAUAGUGGCUUUUGUGUGGUUUUCUAGGCAAUGUUGCAUUCUCCAGAUUUAUCAAACUACUCCUGCCCCUUUAGAUAUCUGAUUUAAGAAUUUUAUCUCUCUCCCUUCCCCCACCCUGCCACAGCCUUUCAUCAUUGAUGGCUUCAAAUUUGACCUUCGGAUUUAUGUGCUGGUAACAUCAUGUGAACCGCUACGGGUUUUUCUUUAUAAAGAGGGCCUUGCGCGCUUUGCGACGUCUGCCUACUCAGACCCAUCACACAGCAACUUGGUAAGCAAGGGAGGCUCCUGCUGACGUGACCAAGCGCACUUGUAAGAAAUAUUGACGGCUUUUGGUUCAAACCACAUAAUUCAUCAGGUGCUUCCUCUGUAUUUUCCAAGAAUUAAUACCCAAGCCUUGUGGUAUCCAAAGGAAUGCAGCAAUGUCGUAAACAACAGCCAUAAAUCAUUGAGGGGUGUGCAUUCAUAAGGAAGCAUCUCACGCAGCUGGUCUGGUGAAAUCAAAAGUGUGGGAAAUGCCGGUACCUGCAAGCAGAAGAGUUCUUUGUAGCAUUCCUCCAGCUGGAAUGAUGGAGCUGCUUUGCAGAUCCCACUGUUUCUUUCUUUGUCCUGUGAAAUAAGCAUCACUAUGAGGAAAUGCAUGGGGCCAGGCAGUACUAAGGGAUGCAUUUAGUGAAGCUCAGAACUCCUGCACCGAUUUAAGUUGGGUUUUUAACAUAUUUUGUACCUACUAUCCCUUUGAAGCCUGCACAGCAACCUUUGUCUACAGAGCUAACCCCGAAGUUAUUUGUUAAUGUUGGUUUAGAAGCGGCCUUUAAAAAAAAACCCAAAACAGCAACUAAACAGCUUGUGGGGGCGAGGGGGAAGGAGCAAUUUGGAAUAGAGAAGUAAUUGAAGGAAGAUGUUGCUUAAGCCUUUUAAAGCCCACUACUGCUGGCCACAUGACCCGGAAGCUGUACGCCGGCUCCCUCGACCAAUAAAGCAAGAUGAGCGCCGCAACCCCAGAGUCGGCCAUGACUGGACCUAAUAGUCAGGGGUCCCUUUACCUUUUUACUACUCCACUCUAAAUCAUCCCUCCAGCCUUCAGAGUUCCAAAAAUGCAUGUUUGCCUGUGUUCUGUUACAUAGGUUUGCGUGGAAGAGAUAGUCAUGCCCUAAAGGCAAUAAGGAAGUCUGAGGCCACAGCCAAUUCUCAGGCAGAGCCUGGUUGUCUGUGGUUUGAUUAAAAUAGUCUGUUCUCUUUAUUGUCCGAAUAGAACAACAGCCACCUUACUGAGACGCAGGAGGGGGUAAUAAUUUUGUCAUUUGCCUUGGUUUCAUUCUGAACUGUGUUUUAUGAAGAACGUCUGUGUGCAUAUUGUUAUCUAUUUCAUUUUUAUGAUUCUGUGAACGUGACAUCACUUUCCUUAUGUGAUCUAUUCUGAUUGACGAGUUUGGAGUCCAGAAAUACUGAAAAUACCCCACCACCACCACCACCACCACCAUGUAAGAGGUAUGCGCUCAAAAUUCCAAUUGGAAUUAAGGAAAGUGAUGUCAGCUUCGUAGGUCCAAAAGGGAUGUAAAGGCCAUUCAAUAUACUGUACACAGCCUGGUAAAGGUAAAGGUGCUUCCUCUCUGCCCCCCCCCCACAUCCUGAAGAAACAGCAUAAGGGAAGCAGAAAUCUCUCUAGCCUCAUAACCUGCUUGUUUGUUUAAUUAUUUACAGGACGACGUCUGUAUGCACCUGACUAAUUAUUCAAUUAACAAGCACAGCGCUAAUUUUGUACGAGACGCAGACUCUGGUAGCAAGAGGUACAGAAUGUUUUCUAAAAUAAUCACAGCUGGGGGGCCUGCUCUCAUGAAUCUUUAUGGCCAUUUCAUACGUGUUUAGGAAACAUUUCUCCAAAUUCAGCUGCAACGUGGCGCAUUCUCCAUCAUUAGGUGAAAUAAAUCAUUUAAAAAGCUCAGAUGAGUAACAGCAGGGUGCCUGGAGCAGGCGAGAGGAGCCUGGAUUUAUCCCCCCCUAAAGGAAAUACAAAUGAAUUUGUUGCAAAUGGAAUUGCUGGAUUGCCGCCCUCUGUUUUAUUGUUUUCGGUGGGUGUAAUUAGCCUCCCCUCUAAAUCUUGCGCAGAACGGUCAGUUCGAUCUAAUUAUUGUUGCCUCGAUAUUUCCCCCUCUAGAAUUUCUUGGCUUUUCUGUUGAUCACUAGCGCUGUGUUAGUCUGCUGGCUGAGGCUCUUCUGCAGUGCUCUGCCCACUGCGGCAAAGGCUUGAUAUGCUUUUGGUAUUUUUCCUGAGUAUUAUUGUGCUUUCCCGGUAAGCGGCUGAAAUAUCAGCAGUGCAGCCUGACUUCUGCAGUGUUACGCUGUGCUGCUGUCCAAAAAACGGGGUCUGCAAUGUGGCAGAUCAAGAGACAAGUGGGAGGAGUUACUAGAACAGAUGUCCCUAUAACUCCAGUGCCAAGGGAUCACUGUCAGUGCCCUGAUUUGUUUUUCCAUCAUAUCUGCUCACACUCUGUCCUUCUAGUUUUCAAAUGUUUGGCUAGCGGCUCCUAGCCUGGCAGAAAGAUAGCUUUGAAACUCAACUUUUCAAAGCUUUUAGGAAACUCGUGUCCAAGUCGGGGAAAGCAUUUACAGUAAUCUAUUUCUGAGGUAGGCGUAAGAGUUCCAUGGUGCUUUAAGAUGUGGUCUUAGAAACAGGAGUUCAUUCCCAAUGGCUCUCACCACUCCCCUGUGCCAUGGUUAGUGAAAGAUGGGAAGUGGUUCUAUGGCCUAGAUGACCCUAUGUUGGUCCCAAUUUCCCCUGUGGAUUAAGCAUCCUCCAGAGUGUCCCCUGUAGCUCUAUCCAGCCUAUCUUCAGGCUUUGGGCCUGGCUUUUAUUUAUCUCUCUGUUGGUCUGACUAACAACAUGAAAUGUUUUCCUUAGGUAAUCCAACAUUGCAGGGGGUUGGACUAAAUGACCCCUGAAGUCCCUUCCAACUCUACAAUUAUGUUAUUCUAUGAGCAAUGUAUAUGAGUUCUCGGUACCCUUUGGGAGAGCCCCUCUCCCAGUAUAAUCACCCAGUCUUCAGUCUGGAUGGGUCAAAACUGUCAGAAGGAUGGGCUUUCUCGCCUUUCCCUUUGUUUUAGAAGUAUUAACUGGUAGCUAUCCAGAUUAAUUAAUGUGAAGGGGAAAGUUGUGCAAAUGGUCUUAGCUUACGGCUGCAGCAGCCCAACUUGCAGCGGAUGAAAAACAGAAUGCAAGUCCUUCAGGUAUGUUCUCUCUCUCUCUGCCCCCCUCCCCAAUUUUUUCAAGGAAGUUGUCCACCUUUAAUGAGCACAUGGAGCAGAAUGGCUAUGAAACGGAACAGAUAUGGAAGGACAUUGAAGAUGUUGUCAUUAAAACACUGAUAUCAGCCCAUCCUAUCAUCAAGCAUAACUAUCUCACUUGCUUCCCCAACCACACCAUGUGGAGUGCCUGCUUUGAGAUCCUGGGAUUUGACAUUUUGCUGGAUCGAAAACUCAAACCAUGGUUGCUUGAGGUAUGUCCCAACAAAGCAAAUGGCCUUGAGCUUAGAUUCAGAAACGUCUGAGCUCUCUUUCUCUCUCUCUCCUACUUUGGGGGGUUAAAGAAGCUGCUAUUAUUCCCAAAAUGCAUUGGUAAAACCCACUUUGAUCUUUCCCCCAUCUUCCCUCAGUUGCUCGUGUGCCCCGUGGCAAUUCUUCCAAGCAUCAGGAUGCCCAGCAGAGGGCGUUCGGCUACAGGAAAUGUAUUUGGAGUUGUUUUUAAAAAAAUCACACUUGCCCUUGCACGUUGGCGUUCCCAACUGGGAAGACAGUCAGUUGGUUUCAUAAACAAAUCCUCUAAGAGGAUCCAAAACAAAUUGGAUCUGCCAAAUUGGGUCAUAGCAAAAGGUUAUCCAGCUAAUUUUUCUGUCUUCUGGCAUCAGCCAGCCAACUUCCACAGAGAAGUUCACCAGAAAAAGGCAAGCAGGUUGUACUUUUCGCUGUCACAUAUCUAAUAGUCACUAAUGGAUUUAGGCUUUAUACUAAACUCAAGCUGCUUAAGCUAGAUGUCCCGUGAUGGUCAGUUUCAUAGUCUAGUAGUUACACAUUGCACUCCAUAGUAUUACCCUAUCUUUAUCUUAAGCCAGUUGUCUGUCUAUUGUAGCACAAGCCUCUGUUGUACAUUUUUUUUGUCUUCUUGUUUAUUUAGAUUUCUAAACAUCCCAUUUUAAGGACUCAUGGUCUUGUUAAUUUUAGAAAGAAAGCCAACAAAGCAAGGCAUCCAUUAAAAUAUAUCAUCGUAAACCAAAUUUAUUAAUGACCUUAAUGUAUUUAAAUGUACAUUGGUCUACAUAAAAGAAAAAUGAAAAAUACUUCCAUUAGAAAUAAAAAUUCAAAUGUAACCAUAAAAUCAUCUGUACAGUUAUAUGUUCCAAUUAUGUCUAUACGAUUAUACACGCUCCAAUAUUUAAAGAAAAAGGAGUUGCAAAACACCUCCUGCUCUUCUAACUGUGAUUACAAAUUUCUUAUUUCUGAGAAGAAUCUUCUGAUUUGUUAUCAUUGAGCAGCAGUUGUUCAGUACAGUGUAUCAUUCAAUAUACAGUACUUCUCCUUUUUCUUUAGAUGACUAAAAGUUUGUUUCGGUUACCUUUGGAAACGACCACAUCUCCUCUCAGUAAAUUAAGAAGAAAUCCAUAACCAGCAUUUAUGGUUUCCAGUGUGAUUAAAUUUACAUGGCAUGCUAAGCCAUCAAGCAUUCAGAAAUGACAACUUGUUAUACAAUUUAUUUUCUGUAUAAGCCUAAUGUUGUAACAGUCUGCCUCUGUGUCCCGGUUUUUCACCUUGGCGUGUUGGAGGGUAUGCCCCUGAUGAGUAUUUUAUCCGAAUACAGUUCUAGGCCCCAGUCUUCUGUACUGAACUGUCUCACUCCUCCCUAGCUUUGCCCUUCAAAAUCUACUUAUUCCCAACCUUAAAAAGCCAGAAACCAAAUAAGAAGAUUCUGCAGCCUUUCCUAAGCAACUAGGAGGGGAAAUGGGGGUGAAAAUGUGGCAAGCAAGCAAAUUCAAAGUUGUAGAGAGAUGCUGAAACAAGAAUUCUGAUAAAUCUCUAGGAGUGCCAUAAUUAAGGAGCAGUCACCAAGGGUCUCUCUCAAGGUAGCUAAUUGCAUGUGAUUAAUAAUUAGAUAACUCAGAUGUGCCCCUAAGGCUAUUGCAGUACACAGUCUUCAAUGCUGAAAGUUUUAAAUGUUGGUUUCAGCUUACUUCCCCAGUAAAUAGGUCUUUGAUCUUCCAACGUUAUUUUUUCUCCCAGUAAUUUUUGUGUUAUAUAUUUCAAAUUGUAGCAAAUUCAAAUAUAGGUUUAAUUCCCAUCCAGGUGAAUCACUCUCCAAGCUUCAGUACUGAUUCAUGGCUGGACAAAGAAGUAAAAGAUCAGCUCCUGUAUGAUACUCUGGUUCUUAUCAAUUUGGGUGCAUGCGAUAAACGGAAAGUACUGGAGGAAGAGAAACGGCGAGGAAAGCAGAGGCGCCUUAAGCAGUGCCCCAACCGGGAAUCCAGGUGGGACCUUUUCAGUGCUUCUUCUGCUUCUUGGGAUUACGCAGAUAGGAAUUUGUAAAUCAUCUGCAAAACGCGUUUAAAUGCAAUGGAUUUUAAUCUUUUGGCUCUUCCAUGAGCUGUAUGAAAAACAAACAAAUAAGCAUAUAUUUAAUAUAACUUUCAGUCCAUUUAGUAGUCCUCUUUAAAUCAGGAUUACUCAGAUGUAUUAAAAUAGAAAUUUACAGAGCAAAAUUAGCAAAGUGUUGAUGAAGCCAGCACAUUAUCCAGCAACUUAGGCUGCAACUAAAAUAUAUGCAUUGCUGCAGCUGAAAAUGGAGCCGUGUGCCUAGUUUCACCCGCCGCUCCUAAUGUCUGAUACAACUUAUCCAUAUCCUGGUGAUGUCACAACAUUGUGCAUUUCUCUGCUUGUUGGCUGUUGAUUUUAGAUGCAUCUGUAUUUUAGCAUCUAGUUUUUGCCUGUAUAACAACGUAGCUAACCUGUAAGCAAGCACACGGCACCUCACUCAAAACAACUAAGAACAUUUCUCAAAGGGGAACACAUAAAAAUGAAUCCAUAUAUCUAUUGGGGAGAGUCUACAGCUCACAGGCUUUGGCUGUGAUAGGGCCAGGUUUCGUGCAUAUAUGCCGUCUCAUCACAGAAAAGCAAGACCCAAAUUUUGUAGUAUUAUUUUAUUCACUCCUAAAAUAAAGCUAAAUUUGUGCAAUUGUGCCACAUCAUUCCUGCCAUCCUGAUAAAUUGGAUGGAAUAUGCUGGGAAAGUGUGUGUGUGUGUGUGUGUGUGUGUGUGUGUGUGUGUGUAGGUUUGAGAUGAGGUGGUAAAAUAUGGAGGUUUUGCUUCUGAUAAAAGAAAUUGCAUAUUAGCGUACAGCAGAAAGUGUUUAGUGCUGGAAAAUCAACCAACAGUCCAGAGUGUGUUAGAUAACAGUGUGAAUAUUUGUGCUGUAGGGCUCAUUUACACUUGGGGCAUAACUUCAGGGCUAGAUCAUCCUUAUUGUCUCUGCUAUGCAAAUUUUCUAAGAAAUAUUAGAAGAGCCUCACAGCCUUCAGCAAGAGGAAACUCGCUAUUUCUGUAAGCAUUAUGUGCCCAAAACAGAACUAGUUGGUGCAGAAAAGUGUAACUUGUGAAUCCUCAUACUGCGACGUAAAUUUUAAAAGAACAGAACUUUAUUUAUUUUUGAAGUGUGCCUCUUCUUUCAGCCAUCAUUCAAACUGAGUUUCCUCUGCAGUCUGUGUAUAAGUAGUUCAAGAAAGAGUAAGCAUGGAUUACAUACACAGAAAGUGUAAGUGAGCCCAGCGGUGGCUCCCACUCUUACAGUUUUCUAAAUGCCAUUAGUGUGCUUAGGUCCCCUCUCAUAUAUGGAUAGGGCUUGGAGCGUACAAAAAUAGAGCUGGAUUGCAAGAUCCCGCCAGGGUUUGGGGCAGCCUCCUAUUUCUUUUCUACCCUCCUUAUCUUUUCUUGCGAAGAAAAUAAGGAGCGAUAAAACUGAGUUCUUAUGUUGCAGAAAGACUGCAAGGAUGGGCCUUUCUUCCUUCCCAGUCUGGAGAAUGCAACAUUGCCUAGAAAACAACACAAAAGCCAUUAUUAUACUAGUGUAUUGGGCUGGGAAGGGAGACAGAAGGGGGCCUGCCAAAAAAGCGCACACACCGGUUUCCUUCAGAGCUCUUUGCACCUAGUUAAUUAGCAUUUUUUUUAAUAAAAAAAGGGAUAUGAUACAAUUGUGAAUGGUGUAUAUCUCUGCACUUUGUUUAAAAGCUGUAUAAACAAGCUUUGUCCUAGUGGGUUGAGUUAAACAGAUAUAAUUUAAAAGCUGAAAUGGCAACAUGAACACUAAAUGGAGAGGUCUCCCACUGUGGACGUUUUGUCUGUUAACCGUUUUUCUUGGGUGAUUUUAUCAGGGCUGAGGAAUACAAGAACUCCCAGGCUGCUUGGCUCCAGCAAGCGGAGAUGUAUGAGGAAAAAAAUAUAGGAGGCUAUCGCCGAAUUUACCCCAGUUCAGAUUCAGACAAAUACGACAAGUUUUUCCAACACAAUAAUUCAAUCUACCAGGAAACAGUAGCUUCCAGAGCACGUGAAGAGUUUGCCAGGUAAGAAAUGUCAUUUUUCUCUGUUUUGUGUUAAAUAAAAGGGAGGUGUAGGACUUGAGGUUGCUGGGGGUUUUUUGGGGGGGGGGAGAGACUGCUAGGAUCAGUUUUUUGUCUUAUCCAUGGGCCAUUAGUAUAGAGCUAAGUAACCAUUAAAUCUUUCCAUUUCUUCAUUUCAAGGUAGCCUUCUUUCUGUUUACUUUUUAAGCCAGGGCUUAAAACUUUGGAAAACUUUGCUGCUAUCUUUUCUUCUUUUUUUACUAAAUGUAUAGGCUGAUCAACUAUUUGAAGAGUACAGCAGAUGUUCUUGUCUCACAGCACAACCUGCUAAAUUGUCAUCCAGCCCUGAACUUAGUAGUUCUAGUCUCUCCCCCCCCCCCCAAUUUUCUUCAUGGUAAUCCCUAAUGUGUUGUUGUUUUUCCUGACAAAGGCUUUUGUGUCUUGUGUUUUUAUGUUUAUGUAACUUCCAGGUUGAAGUGCCAUCCACACACAUUCAGAUGGUCUUGUUGCAAAUUACGCAACAGACAUCUGUACUCACAUUGAUCAAGUGCCAUUGUCUCAUCAGAAACUAGGAGGUUCUACAAUGCCAAUAAAGUCCACCACUUAUCUAAUGGACUAAAUAUUAGAUAAUAGAUAAUACCCAUAAAAUAUGCACCAAGACAAUCUUCCCCAGGCAGGUAGGAGAAGGGAAGGCAAAGCCUUCAACAGGCCUUGGCUCUAUCAUAUCCAAGGCUCCCUCUGAGGAGCUUUUUAUAUUCCUAUCAUGUGCCUAUCUAGCAAAACAUGAAUUAUUGGUUUAACUCCACUUUAAAUAUCCCAUUCUUGCUGCAACACCAAGUGAUCCCCAGGAGUACUGAUAUUGUGGUGGAUCAGGCCUCCCCAGAUUCACUUGGCAGGGUAAGUGCUCCCAGUGUUUUGCUCAUUAAAACCCUAGAAAUCCUCUUUUUCCUCCCCACAACUCUGGAGAGGGAAGGAAGAGCACUCAUAUCAAGCUGAGCUCGGGAGCAGGCACAACCCAUGCAAGCAACCAAUAGUAUAAUAAGCCAUAUCUUGGGGUAAUGAAUUCCAGGAGCGAACUGGGUGCUGUGUGAAAGUGAGCUUUCAGUGCUUUACUUAGUGCCAGUUAGCUUCAUUGAGUCAUCCUGAAACCCUCUAUUUUCAAUGCUUCUCUGAGAGCCAUAAAUUUGAAAACGGGUGUGUUAGAGGAUGCCAAACUACAUAUGCCCAAACACUGCUUGGUCUUGACCAAAAUAACUCCAGAACCCUCUUGCUAAUUUGGUUGUGCAGUUUAGCCUGUUUUUAAAAGUUGUUCUGUUAAUGGUGUUUUAUAGAAGGUGCUUGUUUUACUGAUGAUUAUUUUAUAUUACUUAUGUUGCAGUUGUGAUGUUCGACUAUGUUAUUAUUUAUUGCAUGUUAGCCGCUUUGUGACUCAUGCGGGUGAAAAGAAGCAUGGAAAUAUAAUAAAAGAGAUGAAAUAAACUAUACCCUUCAGACGCUGACAUUCUGUGUCCUUGAAGUCCCCACCACCAGAUUGUGUGGCCCUGGUUGUGAAAGGAAGCAUACUUUGCUUCAGGGUAGCCAACUUAGUACCCUCAACAUGUUGCUUGACUCCAGCUCCCAAAGGAAAGGAGUUUCACUGCUCUUAAAAAAAGGCAAUUGAAAAAGGAUAGAGUUAAGGUCAAUUAUUCAAUUAUAGACUGUAUAGACAUUAGGGCUGAGCGAUACCUGGUUUUCAACAUUGCUAAACAUUGUGAUGUAUCGCUAUAUCACGAUGUCUGAAAUAAGGAUGGAAAUAUGUAGAGGUGAGCAGUAGGGCUGGGCAAUAUCUGGUUUUCAACAUCACGAUAUAUCACCAUACAAACAUUGUGAUAUAGCGAUAUAUCACAAUGCCUGAAAUAAGGAUGGAACUAUAUUGAGGCAUUGACUAGCUUCACAGUUUUUCCCACAUUGUGAUUUUUGCAUAGCACACACACUCAUUGUGAUUUGCGAUAUAUUGUCAGGUCAAAAAUUAUGAAACUGAUAUCUUGAUAUGGACUUGAAACUGGUUUUGGACAAUGUAUUGAUAUACUGCCUAGCCAUAGACAUACAUUUUUGGUAUUCCUUAUGAUAAAAUGCACAGUAUAAUGAAUACAGAUAGAAGGAAAGCCCUUAUUUUCUCACUUAUAGGCCACCGCCAAUUAAAAAUGAGUGCUCCAUAAGGCAUAAUGGCCAGAUGUGUUUCAAUGUUCUAUUAUCUUUAGUGCCCAAUGAUAAAUAUUGUACAAAUCAUGAUGGUCAGAACCUUGGACGAGCAAAACAUUCCUUUGGAAACCAAAAUACAGUGCAGUCUUACCACUCACCCUUAUGCUUCUUAUAAAAAAUAAAAUUCGAAUGCGCAAACAUUUUCAAAGAUCAAAGAGUUCCGGUGUAGACAUUUCCCAAAGAUCAGUACACAGCCACGGGGUGACUUGACUGCAUGCACCUACCAUUUUUAUCUUUUGCAAUCCGCCUGGAAGUGUUGUAGCAUUCUCAGUCCAACUCCCAUCCUCCUCAGCCAGCAUCGCAAAUGGUUACGGAUCAUGGCAGUUGCAGUCCAGCAACACUUGGCGGUCAUCACUUUAGCUGGCCCUGCUCUGCUCUUCUUUAUUAUUGCAUCACAUUCUGUCCCUAUAGUUAGACCUUGGACAUUUCCUUUUUUACCUACCUUCCCAUGCUUGUGGCUGGGACUGCUAAAUUGGCCCAUAUUGUCUGGCCACUUACACUCUCAUUGCCUCCACUUCUCUUGAUUAAUUUGGGGAAAGACAUGCCCCAUGUCUUGCUAUGCCGCCCUCAUACAAUAGGCAACCAUUUGGGCUUGGCUUAAGAGGCAAGGCCACUCUGCCUGGCCUUGAUCCCAUGCACUUUCGGGGGGGAUUUUUUUGGGAGGCUUUAAGGGUUUGCAAACCCGGUGUAGCAAUCUCGACGGUAAGCAGCACCUGGUAGGCAGCCUUCUCCCUGUCUUGAGUCUGUUAUGAACGCUUCUCUGCAAUGUCGUCAACAGGCAGCAGCUCCAAGGGCUGCGUCUCAAGAAAGAACAGAAAGCAGCUCUGCUGAGAGAGAAAAAGGCCGAGCUGCAGGGAGAGUCGGGUGGAGAAAAGAUAAAGCUUCCCAGGCAAAAGAUGGUGAACAGAUCAAGUGUGGUGCCAGUCUCUGCCCAGGUAGGACUAACACAGAAACGUAUUGGCUAAUGAAUUAUUCCACACACAUGAACACACACCCACACACUACUAUCUCUGGAAAAGUAAAUUGAAAGGCCUUCUCAAUUCUCUGCUUCUGUAAACUAAUUUUAAUGACUCCCCGCCACCAAAUGCCAUAUUCAGACUAACUUGGAUUAAUCAGCAUCCUGCAGGAAAUUCAUCUUAAGCCAGAUGGAACUCCAUGGAACUUAAGAUUUGCCCUUAUAUAGUUCAAAUGGCCCAGAUGAUAACCAACUUGCUUGCCAUGUUGGUGGUUUGGGGUAGCUCUCUCAUUGUCACUUUUUCGACAUCUGCAGAAUCUACCCUUUCCUCUCUCUACCUGCUGCUAAAGACCCUUCCCAGAGCUCUAGUCUCCUGUUGUAGCUUCUUCCUUGCAGGCCUCCCCUUCCAUUGCAACUUUUCUGUCUGGCCAACUGGAAAUUCCCUGCUAAAUUUGACUUUCUAUCCCUCUUCCGCUAUUGUCAUAUUGUGUGCUGAGUGUAUCUUAUUGCUGUGCUUCCAGUUUGUUUUAUUUACUUACUAUAUCGCCAUUCCACUUCUCCUACAAGGGGUUCCAGAUGAUGUUUCUAAAAUUCACAGGAUGGUGUGCAUGGAGAUAUAUUAUUUUAUUCUCUCAGCUUUGUGAGGUAGUUCAGGCUAGGGACAAAUGGAUCUCUCAGUUUUCAUUUUCUCAAUUUCUCAUUUUCUUAAGUUAUAUUCAGUUUUCUACAUUUCUGCAUAAAUUUGAUUUAAAACAAAACCUCAAAUGAAAAUUCGUUCAUUAGUGUGAACUCCGAAUAAACACAUGUCUAUAUGCAGUUUUAAUUAAUGUGCACGUUUUGGUAAGCAAUUUCCCCUAAUAGGAUGCAUUUUUCUGUUAUUUCCAUGAAUAAAUUCAUUUUUUUUGCACACUUCCCCCAAAUAUAAUGAUUUUUUGUAAAUAUCAUUUGGUUGGCGAACUGCAUUCCAAAAUUCGGAUAAGUUUGCAUUUUGAAGAAUGGCUGUGUUUCAGUUCACUUUUUUUUUUUGGAAACUGAAAAUUAGAAGGUUCACAUUCAAAUGCAAACUGUCUCCUCUAACCCUAGUUUAGAAUAAGAUGGGAUGCUGGCUCAGUUGGUUAGAGCACAAUGCUGAUAAUGCCAGGAUUUCAGGUUUGAUCCCUUUAUGGGACAGCUACAUAUCCCUGCCUUACAGGGGGGUAGACUAGAGAUCCUCUAGAAUUCUAUGAUUCUAUGACUUUCCCAGAGCCAAUGGUUUGCUUUCACCUUCCAAUCGCUCUGCUUCUAUAUUUCUUUCUCUGUAUUCAUUGCUUCCCAAACCAUCAUGUGAUUUUAAAAAAAGAAAAUAGGAAUAUGUACUUGCGUGUCUAAACAGAUGACUAGCGACUAAUAAAUUCUGAACUACGGUAAUUUAGAGUUUGUGGACUUGUAGGGCAUACACACACAUUUCAUUUCAUGCCUGAAUUUGACCUUGCUUGGUCUUUAUUUUUCCUCUUAUUUAGCCUGAGGAUUGUUCAGAGGCUGGGCCUGGGACUACCCUCCUGCUUGAACAUUUUGCAGAUGAGAAAGAACCCAAGAAAGAAGUGACUUGUGAUUCUUCGAGCACCUCUCAGCUUCAGAACCAUGGGACAGACAGCAGCCCAAAGACCUCUGAAAACCGACCCGUGAGACCUUACAGUUCUGUGCCUGACCUUACCAGACAGACUGCACCCCGCAUCCGAGAGCAGUAUAAUUCCAAUCCAGAAUUGAGAAAUACCAUUAACAGCCACCAUUCUGCAACAGAUGUGAACUUUAUAUCUGGAGUAAGUAAUCAAGUUGUGUUUCUGUUGUAAAAUUACUGCUGAAUUGGAUCUCGUGCCUCACCAUACAGCAAACACAGAACAGGCCUUUUGCCCUGAUUUGUUUAAAAGCUUUUCCCUUCCGGCAGGAAUUAUUACUGGGCAACUUUAAUAUAAUAUAUCUGAACAAAUUGGCUUUUAUUUGUUGCGUUUCGAAAUGAUGCAUUUCUAGAUGCUGUAUAUUUUGGGUUUUUUACUGUUAAGUGGGUGUGUAAGCAGCUAAUGAAUUAUUUGGUGUAUUUUUAUAUUAUUAAUAAUAACAACAACAACAAUCUUUAUUACGGUCCAAAGACCAAACAAAAUAUUACAAAUCAAUACAGAGUUCAUACAGCCUACCUCCAGGUUAAUCAAGCAUUUUGUUUAGAAUAUAGGGCUCGUUUGUUCUUGCAACCACCGAUAAAAACUUUGCCACUGCCAACGUUCUAGCUUUUGUCCAGUCUUCCAGUAGGAACCUGACAUAGUGAGCCUCUGAUUUUCCCGGGAAAGGCACCAGCAAGGGUAGUAUCAGUUCAGCCCUGGCCUGCUCAUACUUCGCACAAUGCAACAAAAUAUGAUUUAUGGAAUCGAUGUCUUGAGCACACGAGCAAAGUCUGUCCUGAUAGGGAACUCCUCUCAACCUACCAUCCAGCACUGCAGAGGGGAAGACAUUUAGUCUGGCUUUGGUGAAAAGCCUUCGAUAGUUAGGUACUGUCAGGUUUUUGAUGUAAGAUGUUAACUCAGAGACAUACCCAUAUUGAACUCCUGCUGCCAGCGGACUACAGACUGCGUGUGAUCGAGAUCUCAGGUCACUGUGUGCAUUGUCCCAUAAUCUUUGCUUUAAAACCUUUUGGGCGCCUUCAUAACCCAGGUAAUACAGUUGGGGGGGAGACAGACCAAUAGAGGUGGCUUUUUUAGCCAUGGUUUUCUGCCAUUUGCUGACAAAUUCCUCAUUGGUCAAAUGUUGGUACAGACCCUUCCCUAGAUUAAACACUGAAAUCCUGAGCCAAUAUUAUUAUAUUAAUAAUAUAAAGAGAAAGAAAAACUUCUAAAAGAGGGGCAAUCCGUUUGGAAAAAACUCUUGAUCAAAUAUGAUAGGGGUCCAUAGUCUUCAUGUUAAGAACAUAAGAAGGAGUCCUGCUGGAUCCAGCCCAAAAGCUAAUCUAGUCCAAUAUCCUAUUCUUACAGUGGCCAACCAGGUGCCUUUGUGAAGCCUGCAAGAAAGACCUGAGUGCAGCAGCCAGGGUGGAUUUAAAUCAAUUGAUUUAAAUCACAAUUUAAAUCACUAGUCAGUAAGCCUUGAUUUAAAUCAUUAUUAUUUUUACAGAAAGACUCAUUCUUCCUGGUAUAAACUUAAAACAGUAUUGACAACCAGAUGAAGGUUUCAUUUUUGGAACAAUAAAUUUUCAGAGUAGUUUUUACAGUUAUAUAAAAAAUUACUGAUUUGGUUAUACUAUUAGAAAUCCAUAGACCGAUAAUUAUGGAAUUAUUGUGAGGUUUAAUAAGCUAACUGUUUAUAUUUGGACAACUUUUCUGCUGUGCUUUAUUGGAAGGAGAAAAACAAUAAUUUCCUUAACAACAAUUUAAACAAUUUAUUUAACUCAAACAAUAACAUUAUAGCAUAUGUAUCCAUGUUUUUUAACUGAUGUGGUUAAACAAUUAAAAAAAAACCUUAGACUGAGUUUUAGCACACAUGAAAAACUUAAACAAAUCAUUAUUCCCUGUAAAUAGCCUUUGGACUAUAAUGUGUCUUAAAUAGAAAACUAUCUUUAGAAAGAUUUUUCCUCCAAAAGCAUUUUAUUUUUAAAAAUCCAAUUUAAAUUUUAAAAAUCCAAUUAUUAUUUUUUAAUCAUUGAUUUUUACCCACCCUGGCAGCAGCACUCUCCUCAUUUCUGUCAAAGAAUGGGAAGAGGAGGAAUGGUGGAGACCGCCUCCCCAUCCUGACCCUUCCAGGGAGGAGGAAGAGGAAGACAGUAUAGAUUUACAAAAGGGGUUUGAUGGAGGCAGCACCUCAGAGGCAGAUGAAGGGGAAAGCAGGGAAAUCAUAGAGAGCCGGAACAACACCCAGCUGACACGUUGUCAUGAGAAAGCAUUCCAGACCCUACAUCUCCCAGAACCUGGCGAGCCUCAAAAGUAGGAGAGCAAAGAGCUCAAAGACAGAGGGCAUGUUGCAGCACUCGUAAAGGUGAUGAAUGAGUGGGAGAGACGGGUAGUGGAGAUUCACUAGGGACAAUGCCAUUAUACAAGAGGCUGGGUUCUAUAGCCUCUCUCUGUAAAGACUGAAAUAAAAAAGGAUGGCAAGAAACUUUCCCUUUUCUUUAUACUUUCCUGGGCAACCAUCUGACAAGCCACUGACAUCAUCCUGACAAUUUAUCGCAAUUCCCAGGGACUGCUAUAAAGAAGCACACUAUGUCCAACAUUGGCUGUAGAACAGUCAUCCCUAAACUCGGCCCUUCAGACGUUUUUGGACUACAACUCCCAUCAUCCCUGACCACUGGUCCUGUUAGCCAGGGAUGAUGGGAGAUGUAGUCCCAAAACAUCUGGAGGGCCGAGUUUGGGGAUGCCUGCUGUAGAACAUAGGCAUCAUGCCUAGUAGCUGCUGAUAGCCUUGCCCUCCAGGAAUAUGUCAAAUCCUCCCAAGUUAUCUUAUCGUAGAAUCAUAGAAUUGUAGAGUUGGAAAGGACCCUGGGGAUCAUCUAGUCCAAUCCCCUGCAAGGCAGAAAUUUGCAGCUGUUCCAUAUGGGAAUUGAACCUGCAACCUUGGUGUUAUCAGCAUCACGCUCUAACCAACUGAGCCAUCCGGGCCGAUUAGGAGUGAAUUCCAUAGUUUAACUUUGGGCUGUGUCAAAUACUCCUUUCUUUUCUUUUUUUUUUGUCUUUCCUGAUCUAACAUUCAGCUUCUUUGGAUGGUCCCAGGCUGCUCUUGUAUUCAGAGGGAGGGAGGGUUGAGAAACUACAUUGGUUCCAGGCAUUGGUUCCAUUUUUGCUUCUGCCAGGUAUUUUUAUCAGUCUGGUAGCCACCAACUUGGGGGACAAGGGUGGCACUGUGGGUUAAACCACAGAGCCUAGGACUUGCCAAUCAGAAGGUCGGCGGUUCGAAUCCCCACGACGGGGUGAGCUCCCGUUGCUCGGUCCCUGCUCCGGCCAACCUAGCAGUUCGAAAGCACAUCAAAGUGCAAGUAGAUAAAUAGGUAUCGCUCCGGCGGGAAGGUAAACAGCGUUUCCGUGUGCUGCUCUGGUUCGCCAGAAGCGGCUUAGUCAUGCUGGCCACAUGACCCGGAAGCUGUACGCCGGCUCCCUCGGCCAAUAAAGCGAGAUGAGCGCCGCAACCCCAGAGUCGGUCAUGACUGGGCCUAAUGGUCACGGGUCCCUUUACCUUUUACAACAAGGUACAGCACUAUUUGAAGCUACAUAACUGAUCAAACCAGUAGAACACAUGGCCAUCCUAAUUAAGAGGGUUUUUACUAAUAUGGGUGGCGCUGUGGGUUAAACUACGGACAUGGGUGGCGCUGUGGGUUAAACCACAGAGCCUAGGACUUGCCUAUCAGAAGGUUGGCAGUUCGAAUCCCCAUGACGGGGUAAGCUCCCGUUGCUCGGUCCCAGCUCCUGCCAACCUAGCAGUUCGAAAGCACGUCAAAGUGCAAGUAGAUAAAUAGGUACCACUCCGGUGGGAAGGUAAACGGUGUUUCCGUGCGCUGCUCUGGUUCGCCAGAAGCGGCUUCGUCAUUCUGGCCACAUGACCCAGAAGCUGUACACCGGCUCCCUCGGCCAAUAAAGCAAGAUGAGCACUGCAACUCCAGAGUCGGUCACGACUGGACCUAGUGGUCAGGGGUCCCUUUACCUUUACCUAGCCACCAACAUGAAACUUAGGGUACUCACUCUUAAGUGCAAAAAGUCUAAGCCAGUGUGUGGCAACUGUAUUAUUUCCUGGGUCUCUAACAGCUGCGUUAUCAGCGAGGUUGAUUUGAUGCUUUGGUUGUGUUUCUAUGCCACUUUCCAUUCAGAUGAAUCCCAAAGCACCUUAGGUCUGUCAGGCAUUUGCAACAGGGACUCCGUGAUAGCCCUUCCUUCUUUCCCUUGCCAGGUCCAGCCAACAGAUGAGUUUGCAAAAGCGCUGUGCGGUAAGGAGAGCCCAUGUGCUUCCAAAUAUUUUCCAGCAAUGGCCCUUCCUCGUGCGAAGAGUUCGACGGUGACCAAAAUGCCUUGCUGCAGAAGUCCGCCUAUUAAGAACUUCCGUCCGUUUGAAGAACACUCCUUCCGGUUUCACGUCAGAGAAAACACAGCCUCCCCAAACUCAGUCACCCCGAGGAUGAGAAGGUUCUAUGGGAACAACAAUGAAAAAGGAACCCUCUUGACCUCUGGAUUCUUCAGCAAGCUGACUUUUGCACCAAAGGAAAGAAAAAUCAGACUUCCCUUGCAGCAGCACUCUCAUCACUUGGUCAGCCGAGCACGUGAGAGCCGUUUUCUUGGCAUCCUGUCAGCGCAUUGUAUCUGUAUCGUAAGGGGCAGCCCAUCCAUGGGGCUCCAGGCAAAACCAUUUGCCCUCGUGCAGCAGAUUUGCCCCCCCCGCCCUACACCCCCUCUCCUCCACCACCGUUGCACUGCUGCCAGUCCCCGCGCUAUCGUCAUGGCGCCAUUGCCUUUACUGCUGCUUCUGUGCCCUUACCACUGCCACUGUGUUCAUAGCAGCAAGCGCAGGUGCAGCCACAGGCAUGGGCAGGGCUGGCAGCAGAGUGGGCACAGUCGUGGGAGCGUCGCAAUUGGGGAGCUGGUGGCAUUGGGCCGAUUUUCCUACAGCAGCAGUAUGCCAGCCCUGUCUGCAGAACAUGCAUAGAUAUAUUGAUCCAACAGAAUGUGAGAUGUUGUACAGAAGUGCUUGGUUGUUUUAAAAUGUUCAGGAUUUUGAUUUCUUGGGUUUGGGGUGCAUCCAAGAAGUUUUGCAUGGGGGGAGGGGAUAGGUGCUGCUUAUUCACUACUUCCAGUUCACAUCUUCCAGGUGUGUAGAGUGGUUCAGUAAUAAUAAUAUUAUGAUAAUUUAUUAUUUAUACCCCACCCAUCUGGCUGGGUUUCCUUGCCACUCUGGGCAGCUCCCAACUGAAUAAUAAAAACAUAAUACAGCAUCAAACAUUAUAAACUUCCCUAAACAGAUGUCUUUUAAAAGUAAGAUAGUUGCUUAUUGCUUUGACAUCUGAUGGGAGGACGUUCCACAGGGCAGCCACCACUACUGAGAAGGCCCUCUGCCUGGUUCCCUGUAACCUCACUUCUCGCAGUGAAGGAACCACCAGAAGGCCCUCGGAGCUAGACCUCAGUGACCGUAGUGUUAUCCCCCUGGCCACAUGUCAGAGAAGAGCUGGUACAAGAUCUGCGUAGGUUGUGGCAGAUGGGGAGGACAAACCCAAGUCUCACCGCAGCUCAUUCUUUGUAAUGCCAAGCUGUGGUUCAUACGCAGCUAGUGCGUUGAGCAAUCAGGUCUUGGCCGCAGGAGCUAGGGAUGUGAGGGAAUUCCAAUGGAAACAGAAACGGAAACAGAAAUUGACAGUGUUUGCUUAUUUGUCCCAUGUCUGGAACGGAAAUGAGUCCAGCAAAUCCACGGCUUUUUUCAGCCAGAAUUUACUGGAACUCAGUUCCAGCACCUCUCAGGUGGGCGCCAUCACCAUUAUAAGAGAACAAGGGAGGCAUUUGUGGUGAAUUCCGGCACCUCUUUUUCUAGAAAAAUAGCAUUGGGCAAACUUGUUGGGCAAUUCACUGUCGUUGCUUUCGGUUCAUGAUUGCUUAUAUUUUUCUUCUCAUUUUGCAUUGAUCCCUUUGCAUGGAAAUGAAUGGGGUGGAAUAACAUAAUGACAACACAAGUUACAUAAUUCAUUCUGUAUCUUGUGUAAGUACUAUAAUUUAGGGUUGCCAUAUUUCCGACGUGGGUUGCCCAGACAUUUUAAACGAUUUUCAGAAAUUCAGCCCGGACGCUGUUUGUGACAGAUACAGGGCGGCACAGAAAAUGGAUGCCUUCUUACAUCAUUCUUCUCCCAGAAAUAGAAGGAGUUCAGUAACACUGCAAUGACUCCAUUACAUUGGCACUGCAACAUCUGUGUAACUUUUCUCUCCGCCUCCAACUGGUGUUUGAGGCUAUAAGAUCAAUUCUGACUCUGAAUCUUUGCUCUUAUGGAGACUCAUACUGUAUUAGGUCUGUUGUCUGUGCAGAUAGAUACCCUCUUUUUCUUUGUAGUGAUGAUGAGAUGGGCAGGGGUGAGUGCAGGUGAUCUCUUUCCUGGGACCCACAAAACGGGUGCCAGCUCUGAACAAACCUGGUAGAUGAUUGUGAGACAAAAGUAAUAGGCAGGUGCCAGGUAGGUUAUGUGGUUUUGCCUGUACUUGCUGGAGAAUGUGCCUUAUGUUGACUGAGGAAGCACCCAGGUUAGGAGCCCCAUUGUGCUUACACAUUCCAUCUUAUUUUCUUACCUGCUGUCAGAUCCAGUAAAAGAAAACAAAAAAAUAUGGUCUGGUGAUACUGCUGUGCAAAUUCAAUCGCAGCACAUAAAUCUUGGUUUUUGUGCUACACAGAAAGCGCCUCGCUCCCAAGAGAAAUCCUGAGCUGCAGGAGCGCUUCGUACAAGAAGCCAACAAAAUACUACAACCCACACCUUGUCACGCAAAGGCCGAUGGUUCAGCAGCACAGCUUGCAAGACCUGCUGGUGAUCUCGCGGAUGAACAACCAGUCCCCCCAAAACAGCGACCCAAUGUUGGAAGAGAGUUCUGUAAACAGGUAACUGGCGAGUGUGGCUGCCAGGUUUUCAUUAGCAGAAGUUUAACAUUUCUGAAGGUGCUGGGGAGAACCAUAACUUUUAAAGCAAGUAGCUCGUUUUUUGUGAACCGCCCUGAGACCUCCGGGUAUAGGGCGGUAUAUAAAUUCAAUGAAUGAAUGAAUCAUCCAUUCAGUCAAUGCACUCCAAUCAUCUUCCAAGACUGUGCAUAUACUGUACUUGGAGUGUGGGGUGGGGGUAGAAUUUAAGCUUCUACACUAAUACAAGAAAAACUGCUUUCUGAUAUGUAAACUAUUUGCAAACCAUGCAUGUUAGGCAAAUGUAUGUACACUUCUUCAUUUGUUUCUGCUUUCUUUGGAGAGAGGCAAGGAUUGGGUUUUGGCCUUUAAACCUCUUCCUGAAAAUUCUGCUCAGUUCUGAAUUUUCGUUUCAACAGGCCUUUGCACGUCUAAGCUUUUGCAUUUUUAGGGCUCAAAACAUACUGUUUCUGAAAAUGACAUUGAGGUUCUCAUAAUGUUUACAUUUCUGCACCCAGGUCCAAAUCUUGCACUUCAGGGGAAGUAUAAAGUUCAUCAGAACCUUGUAUAAAGCCAGGGGUGUAAAUGUUGAAAAUUGCUACUUAUAGUAGCUAUUUCAUACAGAAUGCACGUAAUUCAUACAUGCAAUUUUAUAGGUAAUCCAGACAUUUCUGCCAGCCUGUUGCAUUGCAUUAGUUUCCAUGUUGUCCUCCCAUUUUUUUCUGAGACCUAAUCUAUGGUGAUAUUUUUUUAGUUAAAAUGCAAUUAUAGUGCCAUUCAAUGACUGUGAGCAAAGGGCUAUUGAGAGUACCCAGAACAAUUCUCCCCUUAAUUUUCCUCCUUGCCCCUUUCUUUUAAAAAAUAGGCCUCUCAAACUCUGCCACUUUAAUAUUCAAUCCUGAAAUGAGCCUUUAUCAGUCCAUUUUUGUUCUGUUGCUCAUUUAUUGGUUUUUUUUAUUUUUCUCUAGAACAAAAAUAAUAACAAUGAGCAUUUGUUUUUUCCAACAACAACAAAAAGAUGGCAGCAAUCUACAGCUCCCCAAAUAGACUCUUUCAGGACCAUUUCAGGAAGUAACUAAUUAAAAUGGCCGAGAAGUGGGCAUUUGCAACUGUGGUAGUUGUUAUAAUAGGCUGCUGGUGGUCUUUGGGGCAAAAUACUUGGUGCUGUUGUCUUUAUCUUCCAGUUCUGUUUCCUCAGCAUAUCACUGUAUUCUUCAUUCCAGGGUCUGA